GUUGCCGGAAUAAGGUAGGCGUGGCCUGAUACAUCCAAUGAUAAGCAGCUUCUAGAGUAUGAGGGCGGUACCCCGUGAAAGGAUUGUCCAAUGAAAAUUAUCAACGGUAACACAUCGAAGGGGCGCCUUCGAAGAGGCUGAGGGGACGAUGGAGAAUUUCACGGCGCUGUUUGGAGCUCAAGCUGACCCACCACCGCCCCCAACUGCACUCAGCUUCGGACCAGGAAAACCUCCACCCCCGCCUCCGCCUCCUCCUGGAGGGGGACCCGGCACGGCCCCGCCCCCAACCGCGGCCACGGCUCCUCCCGGCGGCGACAAGUCAGCAGCUGGUUGUGGGCCCUUCUACCUAAUGAGAGAACUGCCAGGUAGCACAGAACUGACAGGCAGCACCAAUCUGAUCACACACUACAAUCUAGAACAAGCCUAUAAUAAAUUCUGUGGGAAGAAAGUGAAGGAGAAACUAAGUAACUUCCUGCCUGACCUGCCAGGGAUGAUUGAUCUGCCUGGUUCCCAUGAUAACAGCAGCCUCCGUUCCCUUAUUGAGAAGCCCCCUAUUCUUGGUGGCUCUUUUAAUCCUAUCACAGGGACCAUGCUGGCUGGCUUCCGCCUCCAUACUGGACCGUUGCCAGAGCAAUGUCGACUGAUGCAUAUUCAGCCUCCCAAGAAGAAGAAUAAACAAAAGUACAAACAGAGCCGUACUCAGGAUCCUGUCCCCCCAGAAACACCAUCUGAUUCGGAUCACAAGAAGAAGAAAAAGAAAAAAGAAGAGGAUCCUGAACGGAAAAGGAAGAAGAAAGAGAAGAAGAAAAAGAAGAACCGACAUAGUCCAGAUCAUCCAGGUAUGGGCAGCUCCCAGGCCAGCAGCAGUAGCAGCCUACGCUAACAAGACUAUUGGACUUUGCACCAGGAUGGCUUUUCCUGCUGCACUGUACCUGCUGACAAAAGCAGCCUUCCAGGCUCUUGGACACUGCCGUGGGAGCAUCCUACGGUUGGGAUAGAGACCAGCUCCUGCUAUGUGCUCUGCAAUUAGCACAUUAAGAGAGAAAAGGGCCACACUUUUAUAAGGUUCGGCCUUUCUCAUGGACAUCUCUUCCUCUCCCCUGGGAAGCGUUCUUUUCCUCUUUUUCGUGCAUUUGUCUGAUUUAGGACUUGAUCAUUGUUUUUCUUUUUAAAAAAAUUGCUUUUAUCAAA
Molecule: messenger RNA, 1191 nt
Organism: Nycticebus coucang (slow loris)
Lineage: Eukaryota; Metazoa; Chordata; Mammalia; Primates; Lorisidae
Gene: MED19
Product: mediator complex subunit 19
Exons: 5
Coding region: 149-883 (244 amino acids)
Biological process (GO): positive regulation of transcription by RNA polymerase II
Cellular component (GO): mediator complex
Molecular function (GO): transcription coregulator activity; transcription factor binding
Source: RefSeq, a predicted model, not a curated record